GUGAUAUGCUCCUACUAUUAAUACCCCUUUUGCAACUUGCAGCAAAUGGCAUUAUUAUUAGCACAGAAAUAAACAAGCCAUUCUAUUUCAGUGAAGCAGCUGUAAUAUAUAGCAUUGAUAUAGAGUGGACAAAAACAUUAAGAAAAAAUGGGAAGGGCUCCUUGUUGUGAGAAAGUGGGGUUGAAGAGAGGGAGGUGGACAGCAGAGGAGGAUGAAAUUUUAUUGAAAUACAUUCAGGCAAAUGGGGAAGGUUCGUGGAGGUCAUUGCCCAAAAAUGCAGGAUUGUUGAGGUGUGGAAAGAGUUGCAGACUAAGAUGGAUUAACUAUUUAAGGACUGACCUCAAAAGAGGCAACAUUUCUGCUCAAGAGGAAGAUACCAUCGUAAAGCUGCACGCUUCUUUUGGCAACAGAUGGUCAUUGAUAGCAAGUCACUUGCCAGGGCGAACGGACAACGAGAUAAAAAAUUACUGGAACUCUCAUUUGAGCAGAAAAAUCUACAGUUUUCAUAGGGUAACUACUACUUCUACUACUACUACUAUUGAGCCAAGGGUGCUGAUGAGCAUUCCUCCUCGCCCGCGAAGGGGUGGCAGAACUAGCCGUCGGGCCAUGAAGAAGAACAAAAGCAGCUACACCCAAACUCAGAUCAGGCCUAAUAAACCAACUGUAAUUUCGCAACCGAAUAAUGAAACUGCAGUUCCACUACCACCACUGCUGCCGGCCCCGUCACUAGAAAAAGCAGCAGGGGUUGCUGAUGAGGCAAGAAGUGAGGAUUUGGAAUUGACAGAAACCACCGAUGACGACGACAUCUUCCUAGAACUGUUGGAGGUGGAGGGAGACAUUAAUGGCGGCACUGGUGGGGCGUUACGUUUGAGUGAGAUGAUAGAGAGUUGUUUGGUGGAAGAAGGAGAAGAAGGAUGUGGGGUUCCGACAUUAAUUGCUGAGAAUAGAGGGGACAAAUGCAAUGACGUGGAGGGAAAUGAAAUACGAUGGAAUAAGAAUGAAGACAAAAUGGUAUCAUCAUCGUCAUCAUCAUCAUGUGAAGAUCACAAGGAGAGUAGCAGCAGUGUGAAUUUGGACGGUGGUGAUGAUAACUGGAAUUGGGAGAGUGUGAUGGAGUUUAAUGAGGUUGAUGAUGCAUGGGAGCAUAAAGAAAAACUGCUUACGUGGCUGUGGAAUGAUGAUGAUGACUGGGAAAGCGAUGGCAACAACAACUUGGGAGAGAUGAUGGAUCCUGAGAAACAAAAUGAUGUUAUUGCUUGGUUUCUGUCUUGAAAAUUAAUUUUGUGUGAAAAUUAGGAAAGGAGAACAUGAGGUGUAGAAAAAUAAUCUGCAUGUGCUAGCUAGAUUGGGAAAAUUAGAAUAGGCAAUGAAUGAUCAUGAGUUUGUGUUUUAUUACUCCCCCAUUUUGCUCCCAUUUGAGCAUGUGUUCUCACCACCUGUGUUCCCUCACGGCCUCACCCUUGUGUGUAGUAGUACUCUUGUAUUCAAUUUGUUGAGCAGAAAAAGGAAAAAAAUAUCUCCUCA
Lotus japonicus is the source of this 1524-nucleotide messenger RNA. RefSeq names its product transcription factor MYB12-like. The coding region runs from base 148 to 1272 and encodes 374 amino acids. The transcript is spliced from 3 exons. Lineage: Eukaryota; Viridiplantae; Streptophyta; Magnoliopsida; Fabales; Fabaceae. The record is from RefSeq and is a predicted model, not a curated record.